AUGUUAUUGUAUGAAAAAAUUACACUGAGUUUAUUCCCCAUAUGUAGGGAAAUUAUGGUUAAUUAUAAUGCUAUGCCUAAUAGUCUAUACAAAACAGAGUGUAAUAGAUUUAAUCCAUCUAAUCAUAACGCUCUUUUCAAAGAUUCUAACAUAUGCGUCCAAGCCAUGCAUUAUUUAACUUCUAUUAUGUUUGUAAAUGACAAUAAAUUAAGAAAAUCCGCCUGUGAAUACCUAUAUUAUUGGAUAUUUUAUACUUUUAAUAACAUAAAUAACAUUGAGAAUAACAAGAAAAAGUAUGAUGAUAUUCUUAACUUAUAUAAAAGUUUUUUGAAUGAAGAACAUAUAUGUAAGAAUUAUAGUAAAUCAUCUAAUGAGGAUUUUAUGUCAAUAUUGAAAGCCAUGUAUAAAAUCCGUAAUUAUAUUAAAGAAAUAAAUAAUGAGAAUAUACAUGAAACAUAUAAUGAUAAAAAAUUUCUUAUUGAAUUAGACAUCAUUAAAAAACCUUAUAAUGAACAGUGGGUAGCACCAGUAAUUGAACCUUCUACACCCAUAUUAAUACCAUGCAAGGAAACCAAAAUUGCAACUCCUAUUAUAAUUACACUUUUUUCAAUUCUAUUAAUAUGUGUAUUGUCAUUUAUUUUAUAUAAGUACACGAUAUUGGGUUCAUUUUUGUGCCCCAAUAAAAAGGGGUUAAAAACGAAUAGGAAUAAUAUCGAUGAAGAAUUGAAUGAAUCUCUACUAUUAGGAACAUCCCUUAAUAUUUUAAAUGAUAAUAUAUAUAAGUUACUAUAUAAAUGA
Messenger RNA from Plasmodium gonderi, 798 nucleotides. RefSeq names its product variable surface protein. The record is from RefSeq and is a predicted model, not a curated record. The coding region runs from base 1 to 798 and encodes 265 amino acids. NCBI's taxonomy places the organism in Eukaryota, Apicomplexa, Aconoidasida, Haemosporida, Plasmodiidae. The transcript has 3 exons.